UUUUUCCUUCCAAAUAUGUUUCAAAAGAAUGAACGAGCGCCAUUGGAAGGUGUUACACUAACAGAUUACUGGCAUGUGUCAGACAUGAUGACAUUUGACAACGUGGGAUUCUCAAAAACUGUGGACAACAUUAAAUAUUUGAUAUGUGCUGAUUGUGAGAUUGGACCUAUUGGGUGGCACUCUGUCCUGGAUAAGACAGCCUACUACAUUGCUGUGGACAGAGUCAAGCAUGGAUGACACCUGUCCCUUCUAGUAUUGCCUUUCAUUUGUUUGUUUUGUUGGUAGCUCAGUCUUAUCGGAAUGUAUUUUUAACCCCCCCAAAAACUGUUUAUAUAUAUGCCAUUUCAUGAGUAAGUAGUAGUGUUUUUUUUCUGUUCAUACAAUGCUCUCAUAAAGUACGUUGUAACCCGUCUUGAAAACAUUUCCUUUUCAUCAUGUCUGUAUUACUUUAAGCGUACGGUACUUUAUUAUUGAUAUCUGUUUCUUCCAUGUGUGCUUGCCCUUUCUGAAGAUGUUGUUAUUGUCAAAGAAUCUUCAACCUUCUUCUCUCAUGAACUGAGAAGAUGUGUGGGUGCCUAAAGAAAGGUACCAAAAGUUGCCACAGACCUUGUUGAACUGCAGGCUGAUAAAGACCAAAAAAAAACUCUUUGGACCAAAAUGUGUUUCCCUAAAAAAAUGAUAGUUCCACCAUUUUUUUACAAUGUGUUAAAAAGGGUUUUCGUUGAUUUGACAUCUUAUUUUAUUUUGAAUAAUUUUGAGACUAGGGUAUUUUUAAAGAGAUAAUGAAGACUGCUUUUAGAUGGUG
Molecule: messenger RNA, 805 nt
Organism: Aplysia californica (California sea hare)
Lineage: Eukaryota; Metazoa; Mollusca; Gastropoda; Aplysiida; Aplysiidae
Product: guanine nucleotide exchange factor MSS4
Biological process (GO): post-Golgi vesicle-mediated transport; small GTPase-mediated signal transduction
Cellular component (GO): membrane; cytosol
Molecular function (GO): zinc ion binding; guanyl-nucleotide exchange factor activity
Source: RefSeq, a predicted model, not a curated record